AUGAACUGCGACCGCGCCUACGUCUCGCUCAUCGACUCGUCCACCCAGUACAUCCUCUCCGAAGCCACCAGGACCAUCUCGAUCCGCGACAGCACAAAGUUCGUCGACCCACAAGACACCCUCUUCCUCGGCGUCCAGAGUCUGAACAAGGAAUAUGGCAUCUGCCCGCAGUCCGUCGACAUCUUCACCGACCGCACCGGUCGCCGUGCCAUCAGGUCCCACGAGGUCGUCGCCAACACCUCCCGCUAUGUCAUCCGCGACUUGCGCCAGCUCGCCCAGUACAAGCACUGCCCCUAUGUCGUCGGCUUCCCACACUUCGUCUCGUACGCAGAGGUCCCUGUUAAGAGCGCUUCCGGCCACAUCCUCGGCACCUACUGCAUCAUGGACAACAAGAUCCGCGAAGACUUCUUCAACGACUCGACAAUCGACAUCUUGAACGACAUUGCUGCUUGUGUGAGCGAGCAGUUCGAGCUCCACGCCAUCAAGCAAGACUUCAUCGACUACCUGGAUCUCCCACCUGCCCAAUCGGAUGCGACACUGUCACCCAGCCCCUUGCUCUCCGACAAGCAGAGCCCGAAUGACACCCCGAUGCUGGACGUUACUCCGUCAACUUCCAUGUCCGACCUCUCAUCCUUACCCAGUCCCAACAUCGCUCUGGAUGAAGUCAAGUCUUCAAGCACUGGUCAACCCUUGUCGGCCAGUCAACCGCUGAAAGCCAUCUACUCUGGAGCUGCGAACCUCAUCCGAACUGCUAUGGAUAUCGAGGGUCUGAUGUUCUUGCCAAACCCCAAGCCCAACAGCCGAGUCGCAUCCUCGAUUUGCGAGGUCCUUGGAGACUCUAUCGUACCCGGGGGUUCCGAUCCUGGCUCACCUCAGCAGCCAUUUGCAAUCAACGACGCUUCCCUCAACUACCUCAUCCGGCACUUCCCUCGGGGCUGCGUCUUCGUCGCCGACACUCAAGGCAAUCCCAUUUUCGAGAAGGAAGGUGCUUUCAUUGCCCAAACUUAUACUCAUCGCACAUCGUCCAUAGCCGUCGAGGUCUCUGGCCAGCUGCAAUCGCUGAUUCGAAAGGCGGGAUCCCUGAUCUUCCUUCCGCUAUGGGACAAUGUAGAAGAUCGUUUUAUUGUUGGCAUGCUGGGCUGGUCAAGCAAUCCCACCCGUGUGCUUGGAGAACAGGACAUGACGUGCCUGUCAGCCUUCGGAAACACCUUUAUGACCGAGAUUGCCAGGACCGAAAUGACAGAGCUGGCACGAGCAAAGUCUGACUUCCUCUCGUCCAUCAGUCAUGAGCUUCGUUCACCACUCCAUGGAAUUCAUGCUGCCGUCGAUCUCCUCCAAGACCCCCAGAACGACUCCAAGUCUGAACUGGUUGAGAUGAUUCAAAGCUGUUCUUCGACACUGCUCGAUACUCUAAACCAUGUCCUUGACUUUUCCCGAGUCAACAAACUCACUGACGACGAGCCCCACCCGGAGACGCUUUCCUGUGGCGAAACACAAGAGCUUGCCCAAAACGCCUUUGGAGAUUACAGUCAAGAGUAUCUUUGCGAUCUGGUUUUAGGGGUAGUCGAGGGAUUACACUUCGGUCAAGCCAAGCGAAAGGCUACUUAUAACAAGAUGCAAAACACGCCUAUCGGUCAAUCUGCAGGCCCCGACUUCUCCUUGAAUUCGGCCCUGCUUGUCGAUGGUGCCAACAACAGCUCAUCGACCACAGCUGGACCAACUGUUGCAGUUUAUGUCGACAUUGAGAGCCGAGCAGACUGGUGCAUGAUGCUUUGUGCUGGCGCCUGGAAACGGCUGGUCAUGAAUCUCUUCGCCAAUGCUCUCAAGUACACGAAUGAAGGUUUCAUCGAAGUUGCGUUGAAAGUUAUCAAACACCCGGACAAUCCAGUCAAGCGCACUGCCCAUCUUAUGGUGAAGGACACCGGCAUUGGAAUGGCUCCCGAGUUUGUGCAGCGCAGCCUAUACCAGCCUUUCGUCCAGGAAAACCCCAUCGCUGACGGGACCGGGCUUGGACUCAGCAUCGUCAAGAAGAUCAUUCAGGACUUGCAGGGUACCAUUGAUGUACAAAGCACACAGGGCGUUGGAACUCGCUUUGAUGUGUUUGUACCAAUCCCAGAUUAUGACGAAGCAAAGCACCCAUCUCUGCCCAAUGGUGGCGACAGAUUGGACCCGAAAGCGAUACUGAAGGGUCGCUCUAUUUGCUUGCUCUCGCCCUCGAACAAGCCUGACCUCAAUUCCUCACCUGCACAACUGGACUUGCAAAUGAGACGAACAGCAGCAAUGCACUCAUGUGUGCAGUCCAUUACGCGGCAGUGGUUUGGUAUGGAUGUCAUGACUUGCGGCAAACUGGAAGACGUCACCGCAGAUAUCGUCAUCGCGGAAGAGUCGCUCAUUGCCAACCUACUUGCGACAGAUCCUGAGCUCUCGACGAGACUCGGCAAGCAACGCCUGAUUCUGGUUGAUGCCAAUCCUGGCAAGAAGCUUUUGUCGAAUGCUGUCAUUCUGCCGUACCCGAUUGGUCCAAAGGCACUUGUUCGCGCCCUCUCUUCCAGCUUGACUGAGCCUCAACAUCUUUCACUCGAAAGCGUUGUUGUAUCGGAUCCUAUGACGACGACACCAUUGCCUCCAACCACGACCGCGUUCAGUCCAGAUCUUGAGCCAUCCUUGAAGAAGGCCAAGAACAUCACCACAAUCGCGACGGAGACCACAGCACCACUGAAAGAGGACAUCACUCUUGCACAAAAUCAACAGCACUUCCUCCUUGUCGACGACAACGCCAUCAAUCUCCGUCUUCUGAGCACCUUUAUGAAGAAGCUUGGCUUCUCUGCUGAGACCGCCGUCAAUGGACUGGAAGCUUACGAGAAGUUUAAGUCUACGAAGUUCACCACAGUUCUGAUGGACAUCAGUAUGCCUGUCAUGAAUGGUUUCGAAUCAAGUCGCGCAAUCAGAAGUCACGAGGCUUUGCAAGGACAGCUCAAGCCUGCACGGAUCAUUGCGUUGACAGGACUUGGAUCAGAGGCUUCGAAGCAAGAGGCAAAAAUGAGUGGCAUUGACGAGUUCCAUACAAAGCCUGUCAAGUUCGGUGCUUUGAAAGAGUUGUUGCAGAGAUGA
Aureobasidium pullulans EXF-150 is the source of this 3111-nucleotide messenger RNA. RefSeq lists its product as uncharacterized. Gene Ontology annotation, biological process: phosphorelay signal transduction system; protein autophosphorylation. The transcript has 3 exons. Gene Ontology annotation, molecular function: histidine phosphotransfer kinase activity; phosphorelay sensor kinase activity. The record is from RefSeq and is a predicted model, not a curated record. Bases 1 to 3111 code for a protein of 1036 amino acids. NCBI's taxonomy places the organism in Eukaryota, Fungi, Ascomycota, Dothideomycetes, Dothideales, Saccotheciaceae.